Molecule: messenger RNA, 1794 nt
Organism: Aspergillus melleus
Lineage: Eukaryota; Fungi; Ascomycota; Eurotiomycetes; Eurotiales; Aspergillaceae
Product: Zn(II)2Cys6 transcription factor domain-containing protein
Exons: 2
Coding region: 1-1794 (597 amino acids)
Biological process (GO): regulation of DNA-templated transcription
Molecular function (GO): zinc ion binding; DNA-binding transcription factor activity, RNA polymerase II-specific
Source: RefSeq, a predicted model, not a curated record
AUGUUGGUGGGGCGCUCCGAAUCCCUCGAUGACUCGAUCCGACCCCUGAGAUCCAGACGGGGUUGUACAACCUGCAAGACCCGCCGGGUGAAAUGUGGCCAGGAAAAGCCGACGUGCGUGCGAUGCAGCCGCACCGGUCGCCGCUGCGAGUACAGCCGCCCGACCGCGUCCUUUGCUUCGGCCCCGGCCACGCGGACGGUGCUCGACCAUCCCCUGUCAUCCUCGCCCAACACCGUGUGGCGGGAGCGUCGCGCCUUUGCCUACUAUUUUCACGAGGCGGCCGUGUCUGUGGGCGGUGUGCUGGACGUCGACUUCUGGCGUACGAUCAUUCCGCAGGUGUGCCGGAAUGAGCCGGCCGUGUGGGAUGCCAUGAUCGCGCUCAGUGCGCUGCUGGAGAGCCCCGACCUCUCUCCGGACGUGAUCACCUUCCGCCGGCAUCAUAGUCUCGCUCUCAACGAGAGUCAACGAGACGCGCUGGGCUGGUACUCCCGCUCGGUAGAGGCCGUUCGUCGGCACAUUGAGCGGGGCGGCGUCGACCUCUUCGUCGGCCUGGUGACCUGCGUCUUGUUCAUCUGCAUCGAAGCUCUGAUGGGUGGUAUGCGGGAGGCCGCGCAGCUCUAUGACCAGGGCGUCCAGCUCAUUCUCACGUUGCGCAGCCAAGUCGCCGGUGGCGUGGUGACAGGGGACCAGGCUUCCUUGCUGGAAGACACCAUAGUUCCCAUAUUCGUUCGGCUCGGAAUGCUGUCGACGCACAUCAUCGCCCUCCCCGUGCACGCUCUCCUGACUGCCGCCGGGCAUCCAACGGCGACCCGCUUUCCGUCUCUCAAGGCGGCCCGGGAGGCGAUCGUUCUACUGGCCGCCGAGGUCCAGGCCUUCGAGCAGACCUGCAAUGAUUAUCUCCUCAUGUCGCGGGCAUCCCGGGUUACGGACGAGCUAAUGCAGCGACAGCAGAGUCUAUCUACGAGACUGGAAGCCUGGUAUUCAGCCUUUACCGCGUUGACGGAAACCCCAUUGAGCCCCGGUCCUUCGUCAUGCCCGCUGUUCAGCACCGGUGCUUUGCUCCUGACGUAUUAUGACAUGUCCGUUGUGAUCCUCGCAGUCUGUGUCACGCAGUCACGGAUCGGCCAUGAUGCGUGCUUACAGAACUUCCGAAAUAUCGUCGAGCAAUCACGCAUCGUCAUACAUGACCUGUCGCCCGAGGACGGGGCGCCGCCGCUGUUUACCUGCGAGAUCAGCGUUGGCUUUCCCCUCUGGUUCACUUGCCUUCGCUGUAGCGAUCCAACCACCCGGCGCGCGGCGCUCGCCCUACUACGGCGAGCGCACAAGGUGCAAGGAUUUAGUAACCGUGACCACGGGGCGACGGUGGGGGAAUGGGUGAUUUUGCUGGAGGAAACGUACGGCAUGGCGCUCAGUGCAGGCCAAACCACGUGCGGGACGGCAGCAGUGGAGGCACAGAAUGCCGUUGUCGGGCGUUCUUCCCACACUCGUGAUAUGGACGACAUCAGCCACCUCCUGAGCACCUUGGAUCUCCAAUUGGCGAGCAGCCCUAGCCCCUCAUUUUCGGAGAUUGAGCCCAUAGCGCCGUCGGCAGAGCUCAUCCCAGAAGAGGCACGCAUCCGGCCGCACGGUGUGUUUCGUCCGCGAGAUGGCUUUCCCCUGGGGACCCCCGAGGCCGACCUCACCAAGUGGAGCCGAAGCUCGGAUCAAACGUACUUGCAGUUUUCGAGAACGGAGCGUGAUCGGUCUAACGACACUUGGCGGGUAAUCUACAGCUAUAUACCCAUUGAUCUUUAG